This is a messenger RNA of Fopius arisanus, 1016 nucleotides long. Its product is annotated as RING finger protein 212B-like. The coding region runs from base 147 to 902 and encodes 251 amino acids. Gene Ontology annotation, cellular component: synaptonemal complex. The record is from RefSeq and is a predicted model, not a curated record. The transcript has 5 exons. Gene Ontology annotation, molecular function: SUMO transferase activity. Lineage: Eukaryota; Metazoa; Arthropoda; Insecta; Hymenoptera; Braconidae. Gene Ontology annotation, biological process: reciprocal meiotic recombination; protein sumoylation; homologous chromosome pairing at meiosis.
AGACGAUCGAAACUAUAAAUUGUUGUGAAUAUCCUGUACUUAAUCGCCUUGAGGUAGAACGAGGCGUUGGAAUUAAGAAAAAACAUCCAAGUCUUAUUUGUUUAUACAAACAAACUCAUCCUACUGCAGAAACAUAUUACUACUGGAUGGAACCGGAAUGGCUCUUGUGUAACAAUUGUUUCAUUCACAUGAGGGACUCAAAGAGUCCAUUUUCAAUUGUCUCCUGUGGCCAUCUCUUCUGCAGAAAAUGCUCUUCUGAAGUUGGAGAUAAAUGCUCAGUGUGCAAUACAAAUGGCAUUCAAUCCGUUUGUCUCACCAAGCCUUUCGCUCCAAUGGUUGCCCCUAUGUUCAACGAUAUCCUCGCAAUGGCUGAGAAAUUGGUCUUUGCUGCCAAAUUCCAGAAGUUUCAAUUGGAGAUUCUAAUGUUUCGUGAGGACCAAUUGAGCAAGAAGUAUUGUUCACUCAAGUCUACCUACUGGAAAAUUAACAGUGAGUUGAAUCAAGUGAAGCAAGAGUACAACUCAGUAAAGAUAGCAUACAAUGAGUUGAUGGUUCAGAAUAAACGAAGCUCUGUCCUCAUCAAGGAGACGCCUAAGUAUGCUCGAGUUAGAUUUGCUGAGAAAAAUACAAUUUUCGGCCACAAUCAGCCAGACCCUCGCAACAGGUUCUGUCCAGUAUCUGGUAACAUCUCUGAGGAUUCAGAUGCUUCUGGAUUCGGAGACAGACGAUCGAGAACUCCGAGGAUGGUUGAUGGAAUUUUCCGAGUGCCAGGAGUCCCCGCAAUUCCUAGAUCAGCAGGUAGUUCCACUACAAGCUCCAGGAUUUCCACUCCAAGCUGCGUGAAUUACGGUGCACAAAGCAGCGGAUAUGAAUCUAACACCAGUACCCACUUCCGACGUUAAGAGAUUCUCGUACUAUGACUAGAAAACUAAAGUCUCCCCGAAAGACACAAAGUCUUACUCAAAAAAAUAUUGACUUUUUUUUCAUUUUGAGUAUUUCAAACAUAAUUAAUUUUU